This is a messenger RNA of Miscanthus lutarioriparius, 1032 nucleotides long. The record is from the annotation of a GenBank genome assembly. NCBI's taxonomy places the organism in Eukaryota, Viridiplantae, Streptophyta, Magnoliopsida, Poales, Poaceae.
AUGGAAGGUCUCUCCAUCGAUCCCAAGUGGCUUAUCGACCCGAAGCUUCUCUUUGUUGGGCCACGCAUCGGCGAGGGCGCUCAUGCAAAGGUCUAUGAGGGGAAGUAUAAGAACCAAAAUGUUGCUAUCAAGAUUGUGCAAAAAGGGGACACCCCUGAGGAGAUGACCAAGAGGGAGGGGAGAUUCUUGAGAGAGGUGACCAUGCUGUCAAGCGUGCAGCACAAGAACCUCGUCAAGUUUAUAGGGGCCUGCCUAGAACCUGUCAUGGUGGUGGUGACAGAGCUACUAGUGGGGGGCUCGUUGCGCAAGUAUUUGGUCAGUCUCCGACCUAGGAACCUUGAGCCUCAUAUAGCAGUGGGGUUUGCAUUGGACAUUGCCCGAGCUAUGGAAUGCUUGCAUGCACAUGGGAUCAUUCAUCGUGAUCUUAAGCCUGAGAAUUUGUUGCUGACUGCAGACCAGAGAACAGUAAAACUUGUUGAUCUUGGUUUGGCUAGGGAAGAAACAUUAACAGAGAUGAUGACUGCUGAGACAGGAACAUACCGUUGGAUGGCUCCAGAGUUGUACAGCACAGUAACAUUGAGGCACGGAGAAAAGAAGCAUUACAACCACAAAGUAGAUGUCUACAGCUUUGCAAUUGUGUUGUGGGAACUCCUUCACAAUAAACUGCCCUUUGAGGGAAUGUCUAAUCUUCAAGCUGCGUACGCUGCUGCUUUCAAGAAUAUCAGACCAAGUGCUGAUAACUUGCCUGAGGAGUUGUCAGAAAUCCUAACAUCCUGCUGGAAGGAAGACCCAAACGAGAGACCAAACUUCACACAGAUAGUGCAAAUGCUCCUACAUUACCUAUCCACCCUUCCGCCACAAGAAACCUUGGCCCCUCGCCGCACAUUCAGUUCGGAGAACACAAUCCUGCCUCCAGAAUCUCCUGGGACGAGCUCACUUAUGGCUUCUCGGGGUGACCUCGGUGACACACCGAAGGGCAAGAAGGAAGACAAGCCAAGGGGCUUCUUUUUCUGCUUCAGUGAGUGCUAUUAG